Messenger RNA from Plasmodium berghei ANKA, 1857 nucleotides. RefSeq names its product YL1 nuclear protein, putative. Gene Ontology annotation, molecular function: ATP-dependent H2AZ histone chaperone activity. The transcript has a single exon. Gene Ontology annotation, cellular component: nucleus. The record is from RefSeq and is a predicted model, not a curated record. NCBI's taxonomy places the organism in Eukaryota, Apicomplexa, Aconoidasida, Haemosporida, Plasmodiidae. Gene Ontology annotation, biological process: regulation of DNA-templated transcription; chromatin remodeling. The coding region runs from base 1 to 1857 and encodes 618 amino acids.
AUGUGGAAGGGUAAAUUAGAUGAUAAUAUAAGAAAUAACCCAUAUGAUGAAGGGGAGCCAGAUGAAAAUUCUUUUGACAGACACGAAGAAGAUGAGGAUGACGACAAAAAUGAGCUAGACGAGACGGAAGAUGAAGAAGGUGAAGAAGGGGAAAAAGAAGAUGAUGAGGGUGAAGAGGACGAAGAUGAAGAUUACGAAUUAAAAAAUUACGGUAUAGCACUUGAAAUGCCGAAAAGAAAAAACAGAGGUAGAAAUUUAAAGAAAUUAAUUGGCGAAGAUUUAGAAAAAGAUGAAAAAUUUUGGAAUGAUAGUAUAUGGGAAGAAGAGGAAAUAGAUGAAGAAUAUGUAAAUUCUGAAGGAGAAGAAGAAUAUGUAGAUGUAACCGAUUCCGAUUUUGAUGAUGAUAAAGAUGAUGCAGAGGGGGAUGAAGAAGAUGAAGAACAGAAUGAAAAUGAAGGUGAUGAUGAUGAUUCAAAAAGAAAAAAAAAAAAAAUAUAUGCCUAUAUGGAAAAUUUAAAAAAAAAAAAAAUGCUAAAAUAUAAUUUAAUGAAAAAGAGGAAAUACGAUAAUAUGAAAAAUAGCAAAUCUAUAAAUGAUAUAAGAGAUAAAACUGACGAUAAAAAAAAUCAAGAAAAUAAAAAACGAAGAAAACGGAAAAAAACUGAACAAAAUUAUAUAAUGUUACAUAGAUCGACAAGGGAUACUACUAGACAAAAAACUGAACAAAUGGAAAAAAAAUUUGAAUUGAGAAGAAUAAAAAAAGAAGAUCGCUUUAAAAAAUUUUAUGAAAAUAGACAAAAAAAAAAAGAUAUGCAAAGAGAAAUGACAAGAGAAGAAAGAUUAGAAGAAGCCAAAAUAACUGAACAAUAUAAUAUGCAAUCUUUGUUAGAAUUGCAAGCAUGGGAAGAAGAAAAAAAAAAAUAUGUGGAAAGUAAAAGAAUUAUAUAUCACAAACCAAAAAAUGUUUUCAUUAGCUUUUCAUAUUCAAAAGAUAAUAAAUUACCAUUAAUCGAAAGCCUGAAAUAUGAAACGGAUGUAUCCAAUCUAAAUAAUCAUGGAAAAAAUAUAACAGCAGAUGGCGAAUUAAUUGACAAUACUGGAUUAUUAAUAGCACACAGUACUAAUAUAAUAAAUAGUGAAACAUAUAAAAACGUUAUUGAAAUCGGACAAAAUCCAAACGAAAUUCAUUGCCAAGGCCAAGAGAAGAUAAACAAAAAAGAGAAAACGGAGAAUGAAGAAAAAAUGGGCAACAAGGAAAAGACGGAGGGAAAAAAUGGCAUCAUUACACCUGAAAAUGGAGAAAAUACUAUCAAAACUGAUAAACCAAAUAAGGGCAUAUUUGAUGCAAAUAUCGAAUUAAAUUUAGAAAAUAUUGAUCGUUGUGAAGAUCUAAAUAUAGAAUAUUUAAAUGAGAAAGAUGGAUUAGCAUUUGAUUGCCUAAAUACUAUAAAUAACAAUAAUGCUAAGGGUGAUAAUGAUAACAAUAAUUUAAACAAAACUAACGAACAAAAAAAGGAACAAAAACCGAGAGACAUUGAAGAAAAACAAUUUUAUAUUGUUACAGAUCCUAAUGAAUUAAGUAUGUAUAGUAAUUAUAAUAAUAAUAAGGAAUGGUUAGAAAAAUUUAAAAAUAAGCGUAAUAUAUGUUCAAUUACAAAUUUAGAAGGAAUAUAUUUUGAUCCAUUGACAAAAAAAUAUUACAAUAACGCCGAUGCAUUUAAAUUGUUAAGAUUUUUUUAUCAUAAAAAUAUGUACGAUGAUAUAAAUAACCAAUUAUCUAUAAUGGUUGAUAUAUUCAAAAAUAAGUUAAUUGAAAUAGAGGAAUCCACAAAAAAACAAAAUCCUGAGAAUAUUUAG